Messenger RNA from Phacochoerus africanus (Common warthog), 2440 nucleotides. RefSeq names its product cadherin related family member 5 (gene CDHR5). Gene Ontology annotation, biological process: adherens junction organization; multicellular organism development; homophilic cell-cell adhesion. The coding region runs from base 185 to 2344 and encodes 719 amino acids. Gene Ontology annotation, molecular function: cadherin binding; calcium ion binding. The record is from RefSeq and is a predicted model, not a curated record. The transcript is spliced from 15 exons. Gene Ontology annotation, cellular component: plasma membrane; adherens junction; catenin complex. Lineage: Eukaryota; Metazoa; Chordata; Mammalia; Artiodactyla; Suidae.
GGCGGCCGGCGGGAGUCCCCUUGGUGGAGGCCGGUCCUCCCGGUCCUAAGGGCUCAUAAAGUGGGGCGGUGCCUGGCAGGGCCGAAGGUCACCCAGUUGGAGCCUCUGCGCCAGCACCACGGUGCUCAGAGGGUCCUGGACGCCAGGCAGGCUUGGACCCGCCCCUGGGCUGUCUGCUGCCGAGAUGGGGACCUGGCCCCCGCUGCUCCUGCUGCUCGUGGCCACAGCCCAGGCCCAGGUCUGCUCUGUGAGCCAGACCUUCUUCGAGAUCGAGGAGAACAUGCCUCCCAGCGCGCCCCUGCUGGACAUCUAUGUCCCCGAGGACCAGCAGGUGACCCUCGGACCCUCGUCCACUCUCUUUGCGUUUCGCAUCCAGGGGACUCAGCUCUUUCUCAACAUAACUCCGGACUACGAGGAGAACUCGAUGCUGCAGGCACACCUGGAGUGCAAGAGAGGGGACGCUGUGGUGACCCAGCUGAGGGUGUUUGUGUCCGUGCUGGACGUCAACGACAACCCGCCCGUGUUUCCCUACAAGACCAAGCACUGGGGGGUGCCCGAGGACACCAAAGUGAAAGCCACCGUCAUCCCUGAGACGGAGCUGGAGGCCCAGGACCGGGACAGAGAUGACAUCUUGUUCUAUACCCUCCAGGAAGUGACACCGGGUGCCAGUGACUUCUUCUCCUUGGUGGGCGUAAACCGCCCAGCCCUGCAGCUGGACCGGUCACUGGACUUCGAUGCGUUGCCAAGGAUGACCUUCCAGCUGCUGGUCCGGGACACACAGGAGGAGAACAAGCAGCCCAGCCACUCGGCCACAGCCACCUUGAUCCUGGAGGUGCAGCCUGCAGACUUGCGGCCCCCCUGGUUCCUGCCUUGCGUCUACUCAGAUGGUCACGUCUGCAUCCAAGCCCAGUACCACGGGGCUGUGCCCACAGGCCACAGACUGCCAGGCCCCCUCACCCUGCGACCGGGGCCCAUCUACGCCGUGGACGGAGACCGGGGCAUCGACGAGCGUAUCACCUACAGCAUGGUCACGGGACACGAGGACGGCACGUUCUCCAUCGGCGCCGACUCGGGCAACCUCACCAUGGCCAAGAGCAUCCCCAGCCCCCAGACCUUCGUUCUGACGGUCAAGGGGGAGCAGGCGGACGGCGCCCGCUACUCGGUGACCCAGGUCACGGUGGAGGCCGUGGACGCCAACGGGAGCCUGCCCCGCUUCCCGGAGAGCCUGUACCGCGGCACCGUGGCGCUGGGCUCCGGGCCGGGCGUGGCAGUCCAGGAUGCAGCCGCCCCGCCCCAGCCUCUGAGGAUCCGGGCCCAGGACCCUGAGUUCCCCGACCUCAACUCGGCCAUCACGUAUCGAAUCACCAACAACUCCAACUUCCGAAUGGACGGGGAGGCCGUGCUGACCAACGCCCUGCUGACGCAGGCUGGGGUCUUCUACGCAGAGGUGGAGGCCACGAACACGGUGACCUCAGGCACAGCGACGACGGUCCUGGAGGUUCAAGUCUCGGAACAGGAGCCCAGCCCCACAGGCACAACUCUGAGGCCACCUACCUCCUCCAUGCCUGGGGGGCCCCCCGGUAUGGGAACCAGCCCCUCCCCCCCAUCAGCCUCACCCGGCGGGAGCUCAGCACAGACCUCAAAGCCAGGAACCUCUCUGCCGACAUCCCCUGGGUCCAGCAGGAACCCCUGGCCCUCAGGGACGCCGGUGAACGAAGAAAGCAGCAUUGCAGUGAAGCCAAACUCAAACGGGGACGGGCGCUUCUCGACUGCGGAGAUGGCGGUGCUGGGCGGGGUGCUGGGCGCGCUGCUCCUUCUGGCUCUGAUCGCCCUCGCGGUCCUUGUCCACAAGCACUAUGGCCACCGACUCAAGUGCUGCUCCGGCAAAGCUCUGGAGCCCCAGCCCCAAGGCUUUGACAACAAGGCUUUCCUCACCAAAGACGAGGCCAACUGGGCGCCCGCCCCUAGUCCCCCACCCAGCCCUGCCCCGCCAGCACCCCCAAAGCCCGCACCCCCAGAUGCUGAGCCCCAAGAGCCUUCGCCCCACAGCCCCGCGCCCUCUCACCGUGUCCCUGAGUCCCCUGCGGUAGCCCCGGAUGGGGGCAGCCCGGCAGCCGUGAGGUCCAUCCUGACCAAGGAGCGGCGGCCUGAGGGCGGCUACAAGGCUGUGUGGUUCGGGGAGGACAUUGGGGCCGAGGCCGACGUGGUGGUCCUCAACACACCAGGCUCGGAAGUGGACGGCGCCGGCGACUCGGGCAGCGAGGGCAGUGGCGACAAGGGUGCAGACGCGGGCCCGGGCGGCCGUGGCCAGGACGCCCCGGGCACUGACUCCAUCUACUUCUAGCGCUGCUUCCCCGCGGCCCCAGCGAGUCCGGAUGCCGACAAUCGGCUCGGCCCCUCUCCCCAACUCCAUUGCACAGAAUAAAGUGACAUUGUGGGA